Helobdella robusta is the source of this 390-nucleotide messenger RNA. RefSeq lists its product as hypothetical. The transcript is spliced from 2 exons. Bases 1 to 390 code for a protein of 129 amino acids. The record is from RefSeq and is a predicted model, not a curated record. Lineage: Eukaryota; Metazoa; Annelida; Clitellata; Rhynchobdellida; Glossiphoniidae.
AUGAUUUUAGCAGCAAAAAACGUUUACAAGAAUGCCGCCGGUGGCACAUUAACAGGGAAGAAGCUAAAUAUAGAUUGGAAAACGGAAAAACCCAUUGACAAUUUGGUGCUAAAAAAGUUUGCUUCCAAGUUUCCUGACCUUGAGAUGAAGGUCAACACUAUAAAGCCAUUCUUAUAUAUAAUUCAAUGGGUCACAAUAAGACGCAUAAUAACCAAAAAUUCCAGAAGUGGAGUAUCAAAUAUAAAUUCCAAUAGCCUAAUGGCAUAUGCACGUUUUCAAGCAUAUCACGCACUCAAAACACUCCGCUCACAUGGUCUCAGAGAUAUCAAAUUAUUCGACAUCACAGAAUCAUUAAUCAUCUCACACAUCAAAUAUGCAGCUCUCUCCUAG